AUGCAUGAUACACGCUUAGACGAGGAAUUCCCGGUAGGCGCGGGUCAACAGCCCGCGUCGAUCACGUCCCUGCCCUUUGUACACACCGCCCGUCGCUACUACCGAUCGAACGGUCCGGUGAGGUCCUCGGAUCUGGCCGACGACGCCGCCGGGCAGCGUGCACGUGGCGCAGCGGCUGCGGUCUCCGCCGCCGUUUCACGCGCGUGUCGUGUUUGCCUCGGCGUUCGAUGCCUGGAGAAGACGACCGAACCCGAUCGUUUAGAGGAAGUAAAAAGUCGUAACAAGGUUUCCGUAGGUGAACCUGCGGAAGGAUCAUUAUCGAUGACUCCGCGCAUGUCGUCGUGUCCGUUCGUUUUCGAAACGCCGUCGAGUUCGCUAUCUCCCCGCCGUAUAUUUGGGAGACGACUCGUCGAGACCGCCGCCGUCACGACUGGUCGGUCGCGGGUAGCACGUUAUUCGUCGGCGAAACAGGGUUGGGGGGAAAGCUUGCGCUCGUUUCGCGGCAGCAGUCAAAAAGAAAUGGCCGCGCCACCGUCGCAUGGACGGCCUCGCCUCCUUGCGUCUGCUGCUGCUGAUGCUGCUCCUCCUCCCUACUCGUCCGACAAAAAAUAUCCUCUGCUCUCUGCGCGAGACGGGCGCCCGUCUCCAGCCGUAUUACGUCCAGCCGUCCCGUUUCACGUACCGCCGCCGCCGCCGCCGCCGCCGCCGCCGUUGCUGCCGCCUCUACGUCCCUGUGCGGGGAGGUCGAGUUCGGAUAGAUGCGCACGCGAUUCGAGGAGCGCUGCCGCUACCGCCGGCCACGAUCGCGAGACGGAUGCCGCCGACCAGCCUCCGUCUCCCGCCGACGUCGACGUGGUCACUCUGCUGUGGACUGCUACCGUCUCGGUCGCGCGCGUAUCAACUCGGCCUCCUUGCUUCUCCCGCACACAUUUUUUUUUAAACCUGUCACGAAAAAAACUUAACCAAAACAAAACCCUGGACGGGGGAUCACUCGGCUCGUCCGUCGAUGAAGAGCGCGGCCAGCCGCGAGAACUGAUGCGAAUUGCAGGACUCAGUGAACAUCGACACCUCGAACGCACAUUGCGGCCUCGAGAUCCCUUGUCUCGGGGCCCCGUCCGGUCGAGAGGCGGAAAAUGGCAUGUCUUCUCACUUGAUAGUCGAGAGGCAUCUCACCGUCCACCGCGUCGUUCUUUCUUCAUGAAAGAAUUGCCCGUUUCUUACGCGGAGGAAACCGGGACGUCGCAGGAGGAGCCUGCUGCUUCAAUUUUCUCCUCCUUCGUCUCCCGCUUGAAGACCGCGGGUCGCUUCCUUACGACCGCGAGCAGUCCUAGAUUGCAAAACGUUGACUACGGCCACGCGCAAACAGCAACAGUGGUAGCACCAUCGUUUCGCUCUCGGAGGUCGAAAUACAAACCUUGGGCGUCUCGAAGCCAGUCUGUGCCGCCGCCGCCGCCGUAUUCUGCCGUCACUGUGCGUGGUCGCGUUUUGCUGUCUUACCUCAAACACCGCCGCCCUCGGCUCGGACGAGACGACCCGCUGAACUUAAGCAUAUCGCUAAGCGGAGGAAAAGAAACCAACCGGGAUUCCCUUAGUAACGGCGAUAAAAGGCUUCGGGACGUGUGGCGCAUGGGUCGAAGGCAGCCGCUCGUUUUCGUCUCGCGUAGUUCGGAGUUCCCUCGAUCGGGGCCGCCCGCGGCGGGUGCCAGGCCCAUUCGGUGCGGACGGCGAGCGACGGCCUUCGAUCCGAGAGUCGGGUUGCUUGGGAAUGCAGCCCAAAGUGGGUGGUAA
Messenger RNA from Acanthosepion pharaonis, 1788 nucleotides. The record is from the annotation of a GenBank genome assembly. Lineage: Eukaryota; Metazoa; Mollusca; Cephalopoda; Sepiida; Sepiidae.